Molecule: messenger RNA, 822 nt
Organism: Aspergillus saccharolyticus JOP 1030-1
Lineage: Eukaryota; Fungi; Ascomycota; Eurotiomycetes; Eurotiales; Aspergillaceae
Source: RefSeq, a predicted model, not a curated record
AUGUCGCGCACGAACAACACCAAGUUGCCCGGAACUUGCGCUCCCGGCAAGCGCUCAGUCGCACCGAGCCAGCAUGUCGAAACUGGAUGUGAGUGCAACAACCUCGAGUCCAGCUCGUACCUGAAAAGUGCACAUGUCGCGCGGAGGGAACCGUUUGCCGCGGCCCGCUUCCUGAUCAUCGCCCCGGAGGCCGCUGGGAGUGGCUUACGCACUGCAGAUGAGGUCGCUGUCUGUUUCGAGAUCGGCAUUCGGGGGCCGAGCGCCGUUCAUGGAGAGCAGCCGCGGGACGUGGAUCUCAUGGCCGCGACUGCGGAGGGCGGUCGUGAAGUCGGAGUAGUAUACCCCGCUUCGGUUUCGGAGUUUACCGUUCCCACGCCGACAAAUGCCACCUCCACCGCUCACGCCCUGAAGGUUGGGUACAGGCACAUUGACACCGCGCAAUUCUAUGGAAAUGAGAAGGAGGUCGGCGAUCUCGGCGAUGUGCUCCGCUCGUCGGGCCUGGCCCGCAGCGACGUGUUUAUGACCACCAAGAUCCUCAGCCCCGCCGGGUCCUCCGAAGCUACCUACGAGAAGCUGGUGGCCAGUGUCGAGAAGAUUGGAGGCAAGGAUGGAUACGUGGAUCUGUUCUUGAUUCACAGCUCCAAGUCUGGCUCGGCGGGUCGGAAGGAGCUGUGGCAGGCCUUAUACCGGCUGUUGGAGGAGCAAAUCGGCCUUUCGGCGCAUGUCAUCGAAAGAUGGCACACGAUGCACCAAAAACAUACAACAGAAGGGAUUCGCUGGUGGUCACCCACCCAACUACUAACCUCCCGGCGUGUGGCUUGA